Eucalyptus grandis is the source of this 704-nucleotide messenger RNA. RefSeq names its product heavy metal-associated isoprenylated plant protein 2. Gene Ontology annotation, molecular function: metal ion binding. Bases 61 to 498 code for a protein of 145 amino acids. Lineage: Eukaryota; Viridiplantae; Streptophyta; Magnoliopsida; Myrtales; Myrtaceae. The record is from RefSeq and is a predicted model, not a curated record. The transcript is spliced from 3 exons.
UUUGGUUUAGCAUAUUGGGGAAACUGAUCAUCUUCCCUUUGUCCACCCUCUGCUGCAUCCAUGGCCAAGAAAAUCGUGAUAAAGGUUACCAUAGGUUGCGGGAAAGACAAGAAGGAUAUAAUGAAAUUAGUCGCCAAACUCAAAGGUAUCAACGAAAUGAAGAUAGACAUCGAGAAGGGAACGUUAACUAUCAUAGGAGACGUGGAUCCGGUGUGCGUGAUCAAGGCUCUGAGAAAGAAGUGCGGGAUAUGCGCGGAAAUUGACUCGGUCGGACCAGAAAAGCCUCCGGAACCUAAAAAGCCCGAAUCGCCUAAAUGCAAGCCGCCCGAAUGCCCUUCUUCAUGCAAGUGCCCGAAGUGCGUGCCAUGCCCUCCUUGUUGCCAGUGCUCACGGUGUGUGCUGUGCCCUCGACCGUGCCCUCCGCCGUGCCCUCCGCCGUGCCAACCUUGUCCUCCUCGCCCUUGCGAUUACGAUAGGAACUCCUGCCCCAUCCUAUGAACGACGACUCGGGUGUUGUUUAACCUUUGCCAAAAUCACGUUUUUUUACUCUUACUUCUGUCAAUUUCUGGCGACGGGACAAAUAAAGGGAUCAUCGUCCCUUGGCAAAUGUUUAUCGUCUUUCCAAAAUGUCUGCUAGCCAGCCAAAUUCGUCAUAUGGCGCAGCUGUCAUUGACUUAUCGAUGUGGCAUGACUGGUUUUGUCCA